Molecule: messenger RNA, 2840 nt
Organism: Cryptomeria japonica (Japanese cedar)
Lineage: Eukaryota; Viridiplantae; Streptophyta; Pinopsida; Cupressales; Cupressaceae
Product: inorganic pyrophosphatase TTM1
Exons: 13
Coding region: 334-2361 (675 amino acids)
Cellular component (GO): cytoplasm
Molecular function (GO): ATP binding; kinase activity
Source: RefSeq, a predicted model, not a curated record
GACGAUACUCUAGAAGAAUACCAACAUUGACCCGCGACUUACCCGUUGAGAUGCUGAAAAGGAGGUCCAACAUAGCGACGGAGGGAAAACAAGUCCACAAAAGAAUCGACGCCGUGGGAUCAACGCGUUAAAAUAAACAGCGCGAGAGAUAACCACACACCAUUCUGUACAUUUUUAACCAGUAAUAUACCAUUUCUCAGGAUCGAUUCUCUCCAAGUUCCUGACCCUAAUUCUGAGUCAAUUACCUGCCGUGCUCGAACAUUUGUCUGCACGGGAGCUUCGGCAUUGUUGUCUUCACACAAUUUCAAGGCAGUGAAAUCUGGCUAUUUGAGAAUGGCUUUGGACAAUCUAAGUAAGAGUUUGCCCCCUUCAAGUCAAAGAAGGCCAGGACUUUUGAGAGAUCAAGUGCAGUUGGUAAAGAGAAAGGACUGUGAUCGAUAUGAAAUUGCUCCAAUUCCUGAACUGCUUUCAUUUGAGAAAGGAUUCUUUAUAGUAAUCCGUGCAUGCCAACUCCUCACUCAGCAUAUGGAUGGCAUCAUAGUUGUAGGACUGGCUGGUCCAUCUGGUGCAGGAAAGACCGUGUUCACUGAAAAGAUGCUCAGUUUUAUGCCCAGCAUAGCUGCAAUUUCAAUGGAUAACUACAAUGAUUCAAGCCGCCUUAUUGAUGGCAAUUUUGAUGAUCCACGGUUGACAGAUUAUGAAACUUUGCUUGACAAUAUUCAUGGUUUGAAGGCCGGAAAGCCUGUUCAAGUACCAGUUUAUGAUUUCAAGCAGAGCUGUCGCAUAGGCUACAGGACACUGGAAGUCCCUUCAUCAAGAAUUGUAAUUUUGGAAGGCAUUUACGCCUUGAGUGAAAGGCUUCGACCCGUUUUGGAUCUUCGUGUGUCAGUGACAGGAGGUGUACAUUUUGACCUUGUGAAAAGAGUACUUCGUGAUAUCCAUCGUGCAGGGCAAGAGCCAGAGGAAAUCAUUCAGCAAAUUUCUGAAACGGUUUAUCCAAUGUACAAGGCCUAUAUUGAACCAGAUUUGCAAACUGCCCAUAUAAGAAUUAAAAACAAGUUCAAUCCAUUUUCUGGAUUCCAAACUCCAACUUAUAUUUUGAAGUCAUCAAAAACUUUGACUGAAGACCAAAUCAAGGCCUGUAUUUCCCCAAAGCAUGUUGUAACAAUGGAGGAGACUUAUGACAUAUAUCUCUUGCCACCUGCUGAAGACCCAGAAGCAUGCCAGUCAUACCUGAGAAUGCGAAAUAGAGAUGGAAAGUAUAGCCUUAUGUUUGAGGAGUGGGUUACAGACAAUCCAUUCAUCAUAUCUCCAAGGAUUACUUUUGAAGUUAGUGUUCGUCUUCUUGGAGGACUCAUGGCUUUGGGGUACACUAUUGCAACUAUAUUAAAAAGAAAAAGUCGUGUAUUUUCUGAUGACAAGGUUUGCAUAAAAAUGGAUUGGCUUGAACAACUAAACCGAAAAUAUGUGCAGGUACAAGGUCGAGACCGAAAUACAGUAAGAGUUGUAGCAGAACAGCUUGGAUUGGAAGGUUCUUAUAUUCCUCGUACUUACAUUGAGCAAAUUCAGCUGGAAAGACUUCUGAAAGAAGUUAUGGCAUUACCAGAAGAUCUGAAAACAAAGCUCAGCAUUGAUGAAGAAUUUGUUUCUAGUCCAAGACUGUCACUUCCUAGAACUCUCACGCAUAACCUACCUACAAACAAGAAAUUUUCAAAGAGUCUGAGCUUGACAAGGAAUUUCACCAAAGGCAUACCAGUAAGUGAAUUAGAACGUGUACCUUCAACUCAGAGAGAUCGCAACCGGACUGAGUUACCAAGACUAGACGUUAACAAUAAAAGAUUUGACAGUCGAUUACCUGAUUCACCAGCGUAUUUAUCAGAGAACCAGGGAAUAAUAACACAGCUAUCAGAACAGAUAUCUACUUUGAAUGAGAGGUUGGAUGAGUUAGUGUCUCGCCUUGACAAAUUGAAUGCUAAAUCCGCACCUGUAAGUGGAUCUCAUAGCCAUCAAAAUUUGACUCUUCAAGCUGAACCUUCUGGUGUUCCUACCCCAAUAUCUAGUAACAUCAUGAAUGGGCCUCGAAUGCCAAUUAGCACAUCAAGUGGGCAGCUUACAGUUGAAUCAUCAUUGAUGGAGGAGAUAACACUUCUUACCAGGGGUCAACGGCAAAUAGGGCAUCAGUUGGACAUUCUUAGCACUCUCCUACAUGAAAACUUGGGUCAUCAUAAUCAGCAAGAGAGAAAUGAGAAAGCUAAGUUCUUAAACAACAUUAAUGUAGGUUACAUGACAUGUUCCUUUGUUUUCCUUUUGGCCAUUGGUGGUGUGAGUACUGUGCUACUCCGUACAAUGAGAAAGCAUUGAAUUGCUGUCAAGGAAGUACACAUUUUUGUUUCUCACAAUUGGAAACUGUUAGUUUUGUAAAUACAAAUAUAAUGAUAUUUGCAACACUGAUCCGCAAAUAGGAUUUUUUUAUCUAAUUAAGAAUUGUAUAGCAAUCCUAAAUGAGAUCUCCUAGCACAGUUAUCUCCAUGUCAGUAUUAGAUCUAAAUGAUCCACACAUCAGGAAAUUUGUGUGGCAGAGUAGUUCAAUAUGCUACAAGUGAUAUUCCAGACAAUGAGACAGCAUUGAAUCACUGUCGAGGAGGUACUGUUAUAUUAGAAGCAUUUUAUGUAAAUUCCCCGCAUCUCAUUAUCGCUAUUCCAUACUUUUAUUUGGGCUCUAUAUUUCAGCCUUUCGAAAAAUGAGAAAGCAUUGAAUUGCUGUCAAGGAGGAACACAUUUUUGUUUCUCACAAUUGGGAACUGUUAGUUUUGUAAAUACACACAAUAAUAUUUGGAACA